Molecule: messenger RNA, 621 nt
Organism: Anopheles marshallii
Lineage: Eukaryota; Metazoa; Arthropoda; Insecta; Diptera; Culicidae
Exons: 4
Coding region: 1-621 (206 amino acids)
Source: RefSeq, a predicted model, not a curated record
AUGGCAGAAGAAAACAAAAAUGGAGCAGCACCGGCAGCGGAAGCGGCACCGGCAGCAGAAGCAGUACCGGCACCGGAACCAGCAGCGGAAGAUGCCGCACCCGAGGAAGGCAAGGCAGCGUCGGAAGCAGAAGCAUCCGAGGCUGAAUCGGAACCGGAACCAGAGCCAGUGCCUCAGAUUUCUACAUUCGAAAGGUUGAAACUAUUCCUGGUGGAAACGAACAACUUCCUCGGCAAGUACGACGAUCUUGUGGAGAAUAAGGAUAAGCACAAGAGCGUCUACCUUCAUACCGUCAACGAACUGCGUGAGCUGCUGGUAACGUUGCUCCAACGGUACAUCCUGCAUACGAUGGUCCGGGAAGAUUUCCUCUACAAGCACAUUGUAUGCUGUGGAGAGGAUGCGGAGGCUAUGAAUACGGAAGAAUUCGAUGAGCACUAUGCGGAAGUUCACAGUGAGGCGGACAAAGCUGUUUCCUUUCCAGAGCUGGACCACAUCCGAGCCUACACGAGCGAAGUGAAGACGUACAUCGAGCAUGGAAAGGCCAUGAACAACGAUCUAAUAUUUUCAUUGAAGCGACUACUGCGAAAGAGCAAUUCCGUCCUAGCUGGACAUCUUGGUUGA